UCACGUUAACGUUCAGUCAGACAUCGCCAACAUGCCCCCCAGACCGGACGUCUUCCUCCUCGUCCUCUGCCUCUUCGGCGCGACGCAGGCGCUGUACAAGCAGUGGAUCCCCGACACCAACUACGAGAACCGCAGCAACUGGAACACGGGGGUGGUCCCGUGCGGCCGCGACCGGGUGGCGUUCCCCGCCCCGGGGAGUGUGUACGUGGAGACGGCCCACUCGGUCCAGGAGAUGAUCCUGCCCCCCGACGGCGAGCUGCUCCUCCACGCAGGGGCCGGCUUCUACGUCGGGGGGGCCGAGGAGCCGGGGUGUGGGUCGGGCGCGGAGGCCACCUUCAGGGACUCGGACGCCCUGCGGUGGUUCGACCCCGCCCUGUGGCGCGCCGCCCUGACCCCGGACGACCUGGAGACGGGGCGCCACGGCGUCUUCUCGGUCCACGAGGAGAGCGUCCCGUGCGAGCGGGACGACGUGGUCUUCAGGGCCGCCACCUCCUUCAGGGUGGACACCUCGUCCAGCGGCGGCGGCGGCGUCGUCACGGUGAGGAGCGUCUCCGUCCUGGGGCAGACGUUCAGCCGCCAGGCGGACCUCGCCCGCUACCUGGGCUCCGCCUCCGGCCGCGCCCAGUUCCACGGCGGCUCGGCGCUCGCCGUGGAGCCGUCGGGCUGCGCCGACCCCGCCGGCUGCGUGUGCGACAACUCGGCCAACCGGGGGCGUAUCUGUGGGGGGGUGGCGUGCCCCCCGGCCCUGCCCUGCCAGCGGCCCCUCCGGCCGGCGGGACACUGCUGUGACGUGUGCGGCGCCCUGCUCUCCGUCCGCUUCGCCCCCGGGUUCAGCCUGCUGUCCUACCGCCGGCGGGUGUGGCGGCUGUUCCUCGACCGGCCCGAGUACGCCGCCGUGCAGCUCGCCAUGUCCCGGGUCCCCGGGGCCCCGCCCCUGACGGGGCUGCUGCUGGGGGGCGCGGCCGCCGACGACCGCAUCCAGGUGGUGGUCCUGGACGGGGGGGCCGGCCUGCUGGCCGAGGCGCUGGCCCGGGACCUCCUGGCCGACGUCGACGCCCACGGCGCCGAACUCGGGAUCCUAGGGGCGGAGAUCGGGGCGUCCUCCGGGAACGGCGGCGGCGCGGCGGGGGGCCUGGUGGGGGCCCUGGUCGGGGCCUUCUUUGGGGUCCUGCUUCUGGUUCUGGUCGGCGUGGGCGGGGUCGUCCUCAGGAGGAGGGGCUGGAGGCCCCCCAGCGUCGCCAUGCCGACCAUGCCUUCCAUGCCCGCCAUGCCGUGGUCCCGCCGUGCGACCGUCGACGAGGCCCUUGGGGGGCCCAUGGACGCUGGCUUUGAGAACCCCAUGUUCGACACGCCCGGCCUGAUGCCCGCCGUACCGGGUAUCUACGGGGCGGAGAUGACCCCCAUCUCCAUGACGACGCCGGGGGUGUACUUCGUCAACCCGGCUUAUGAAGAUCACGAAACCGAUUUAACUGUUUGAGGCCAGGCUUAAUGAAACUGGUUUAACUGUUUGAGACCUGGCUUAAUGAAACUGGUUUAACUGUUUGAGACCUGGCUUAAUGAAACUGGUUUAACUGUUUGAGGCUCAGCUUAAUGAAACUGGUUUAACUGUUUGAGACCUGGCUUAAUGAAACUGGUUUAACUGUUUGAGACCUGGCUUAAUGAAACUGGUUUAACUGUUUGAGGCUCAGCUUAAUGAAACUGGUUUAACUGUUUGAGACCUGGCUUAAUGAAACUGGUUUAACUGUUUGAGACCUGGCUUAAUGAAACUGGUUUAACUGUUUGAGACCUGGCUUAAUGAAACUGGUUUAACUGUUUGAGACCUGGCUUAAUGAAACUGGUUUAACUGUUUUAAUACCUGGCUUAAUGAAACUGGCUUAACUGUUUGGGCCUUGGCUUAAUGAAACUGGCUUAACUGUUUGGGCCUUGGCUUAAUGAAACUGGUUUAACUGUUUGAGACCUGGCUUAAUGAAACUGAUUUAACUGUUGGAGACGUCACUAAAUGAAACUGAUUUAAUAGUUUGAGACUUCGCUCAAUCCAGGGGAAGAUUUUUUCCCUGUUGGUUUCUGUCCAAUACAUGUGAUUGAGACACAAAAUCUGCAACGGUGAAAAAGUAAAUAAUCUCUGCAGCAUUACAUUGAAACAUAAUUAAUCUAUAUUCUAUAUAUUGAUUACAAUGUGUCUCAUUAUUAAUAUGUUCAUUAUAUCUACAUUGUUUUUUUUGCCUCUGAAAUGUAUCACAUAUAAUACCUAUAGGCCUACAAAGGGAGAAAUUCAAUGCAAUACAAACAUUUACAAACCUGUGUUGGCAUUUACUCUGCGUCAGUCAAAGCGACAGUGGCUUGCAGAGUGACCGUAGCCAAGAUCCUGUUCAAGUUAAGGCACACACUUGGAAUUACUUUUCUAAUUCUAAUGGGGUCCAAAUAGUCGCUUAUUCAAAACGAGGGCCAGUAAUACCAUAACAAGAUGGUAGUUUGUCUACAAACAAACAGGGACCUUAUAUGGGUGCUGUGGCGAACUGGGACAUUUUGAGACCCUUUAAACACAAUAAUACGAAUGAUGAAAAUCAAGUGACAACUGACAUCCACUUAGAUUACCCUGCAUUUUAAUGCAAUAAAAUGCAGCACGUAGGAUUUUCCUCGAAACGUAAGCUGGAAAGCUGGAAAAUGUUUCAUUAAAAGAUAUUGCUGUGGAAUAAUGGUGUUGUGUGAACAAUAUCUGAGAUGUUGCAAUUAUUAAGCCAGGUUAUUGGUAUGAAUGACCAAAUAGAGGCUGUGGAGGCUGGGUAAACAACGAUGACCAAACAGAAUGAGCUGAUUAUCCAGAAGCUCAGCUCAAAAGCUGCACGUACACAUAAUAAUUGGUGAAUGUUAUGAUGUAAACUGAAUAGGCUCAAAUGUUUCUAUUUUGGAUCAAACAAUGGAGAUUAGCUUGAAAUGUAUUGCACAUAUAGCAAACCGAGAAAUCCAGUUUUCUGUCUGGAGGUCCAAGGAGAAUUAAGUAAUUAAAGAACUUUAAAAUGGGAUACACGCACGCAAAAUAACCAGGAUGUUUUCAUCUUUGGGGUAAUUGUGUUUCAGCUAUUUAGAUUGUUUUGGGAAAAAUGCAAUUUUACAUGCAUUUAUUUGAUCACUUAAGUAUCAGUGUUAUGGUGAGUUACGAUGAUGAUGUUAACGAUGAUGAUGAUGAGGAUGUUCUGCAUAUUUUGUACAUCCACUCUUGCCUAUCUCUGGGAAUUCAUGAUCUUGUGACUUGUCUAGCAGGUCCAUGCGGUUGAUACACGGUUAAACUCUGACUAAUCCCGUAACAGGCAGAUACAUAAACAUGCAUAACUGGAAACGAA
Gadus morhua (Atlantic cod) is the source of this 3341-nucleotide messenger RNA. RefSeq names its product amnion associated transmembrane protein (gene amn). Lineage: Eukaryota; Metazoa; Chordata; Actinopteri; Gadiformes; Gadidae. The record is from RefSeq and is a predicted model, not a curated record. Gene Ontology annotation, cellular component: apical plasma membrane; endocytic vesicle. The transcript has a single exon. Gene Ontology annotation, biological process: intracellular protein localization; receptor-mediated endocytosis. The coding region runs from base 32 to 1477 and encodes 481 amino acids.